GUCAAUGGUACUUGCUUUAUCAGAGACGAUAAAAUAAAGUUCCAGACAAGUACUGGGUGGUAAAGUAUUCCAGAUGUAAAUGGAAUUAUAAGUGAAGAUGGUAUUGAAGUUAUCAAUAGUUGACAGAUGUAGAAUACGAGUGUACAAGAUGUAACAGGGGAAGGAAAAACACGGGAAGAGAGAGAGAGAAUUAAUGCUAUCUUCUCUGCCUAAGCUGAUUUGAUGUAGUGUGACCUGAUCACUUCCGUUUGCUGAAUUAACAAUUCAGUAUAUAUUAAUAUUUGUUAGUUAAAUACACACAGAUAUUAUAAAAAUAAUUAAUUGUACUAUUAAUGUUUUUAAGAACAUGUCUAAUGGAUUUUAAAAUUUCGCUACAUUUUAUUUUUACUUCUUUUAAGCAGAAAGUCACUGCAGGAAUGCAGGAAGCUACAGCGCCACCUUUCGUAAAAUCUAAGGAUGAAUAACUCUUACGCUCAAGAAAUUUGAGGUUUGUCUUGCUCUACAAGAAAGCUGUUUGCAUGCAACACAAGAGAAAAAGAGGAAAAUUUAACUAAGCGUCGCCGAACUAAUCUUGAGGGCGACAGCAGAAAAAAGAAACACUGACGUCCUUCCUUACAGAAAGUUUUCUCCUUACAUAAAGCAAGAUGAACGCUAGUCAGAGCGGAGGCGGUGGCAGCAUGGGGUCCGAUGAAAUAUAUACCUGUGACUAUAAGUCUGGAGACAGUAGUUCUGGCGGGGCUAUUAGUCUCAAGAUAUUGGUGCCAAACGCAAUAGCAGGAGCUAUCAUUGGCAAAGGUGGCGAAACAAUAGCUCGAGUUCAAAAUGAAGCUGGUGCUAAACUGAAAAUGUCCAAGUCCAACAAUUUCUAUCCAGGCACGACUGAAAGGGUGUGCUUGAUUACUGGGCCAUUCGAAGCCGUCCGCAAAGUACAUAACUUUAUAAUGGAAAAGAUUCGUGAAAAACCAGAUUUGAAUACUAGAUGUGACGACUAUCGUGGACCUUACGAACGAAAUCAACAAAUCAAAAUCCUCGUCCCUAACAGCACUGCCGGUAUGAUAAUCGGUAAAGGAGGCAAUUUUAUUAAACAGAUUAAGGCAGAAAGCGGAGUAUCAGUGCAAAUAUCACAGAGCCAGAAAGGUACAUAUAUACCAGAACGAUGUGUUACAAUUGCAGGCGAUGUGGAUGGUAAUAGAACGGCAGUCGAUAUGAUCUUACGAGUUAUAGCUGAAGAUCCUCAGAGUGGCUGCUGCCCUAAUAUAAGUUAUGCUGAAUUCUUGGGUCCCAUGUCAGGAAACAAUUCAAAUGCUUUACCCUUCACUCACAUGAACUAUAGAAACCAAGAUCAGAUGGGUUUAGCAGCGAAUAACAACUUGGGAACUUUCAAUUUCGGAUUUAACAAUUUCGGAAAUAAUUCUAACUCUAAUGUAUCUAACAUGAGUGUAAACAAUGCUAACCUUGGUGGUGGAGGUUCAGGAGGAGGUGGUGCUGCCGGAGGAGCAAUCAACAGCUCAGCACUAGAAAACUUAAAAGUAACACUUCGUAACUAUGGAUUCACUGACAUGGCAAUUGAAGAGAUAGGAGCAGCGAUGAGUACACUGGCUAAUUAUGGUAUUCUCACCAAUAUUGGUUUAAACCUAGGAGCCCUUAACAACUUAGGCACUGGAAGUGGUGGACUCAACCUGCAAGGCCCACAAGGUUCAAAUAUGAUGUCUGGUUGCAACACGCCCACUACCAGUGUUAGCAACCCGUUUGUCAAUAGCAGUAACAAUAACUGUAUUUUUGGUCCCGUUGGCAGCUGCCCGUCAGCGAUGGAGAAUUUUGCAUCAACAUGCGCUAGUACCAGUCCCUUCAAUAAUUCCUCAGCAAAUAUGAACAGCGAGAGGUUUGGUGGUAGCCCAAUGUUAAGUGAUUCAUUUGGCACUGCUGUCAACUACUCAAUGAAUAAUCCAGUUUUUGCAGCAGGUCCAAGUACUUCUGGUGACCAAAUGAAGAAUCAAAUGUCUUUUGGACAUAAUUCAUCUGUGUACAGCCCUACAGAAGACAAGUCCGGACCGACAACGAAGAAUGAAAUAGAGGUUCCAGAAACAAUUGUUGGAGCCAUCCUCGGACCAGGUGGCAAGGGAAUUGUCGAACUUCAACAGAUGACCGGAACAAACAUUCAGAUAUCAAAGAAGGGUGUGUACGUCCCUGGUACUCGAAAUAGAGUGGUUACUAUUACCGGUACGCCCAAUAGCAUCACAAAGGCUCAGAUACUUAUUCAACAACGUUUACAACAGGAAGAAAUGAAACGGGCGCGACAACCACUGGCUCGUUAAUGUAAUUAUAUAUAUGUAUAUAUAUAUACACAUAUAUGUGUAUAUAUAUAUAUUGUAUGCGUGUGAAAUCAAAUCUCACGAGCUUCAUUCUUCAAGUUUUCAUUGAUUAUUGUGGGUUUACAAACAGGAUAAAAUGUACUAGAUUAGAAUGUUUUUAGAUAUUCACCACACGUGUUAUAGAGGAGGUUAGCUGGUCGCUGUCAUUUUCAAAAAAUAUCCUUUGAACAUCUUUUAACUCUUCAAUUUAUAUGUGGAUAAUUGUCUAUAUAACGGUGUAGUACUAUUUCUCACUAACAUUUUUUUAGAAGUUUAUUCAGUUGAAGAAUUUUGGUGGCAAUUUAUAAUGUGCCGGAUCACCAGAAAUAUUUACACACAUUACUCACACACAUAUUCACACAGAAUGUGUUUUAUUUUCUUCAUUUUUUUUUCUUUUUGCAAAUAGUUUUAUUUCACUUCCACUAGAUAAAUUGUUAUUAUUUAUUUGUGAGUUAACGAGAAUCAGUUGGAUUCUUUCCGCCAAAUUUGUUUUAAAUGUAAUCAUCUUUCUCUAGUGACUUCUCACUUAAAUGGCUUGUUCAUAAACUUGUUACUGUAUUCAUUUUGCUACAAUUAUUAUUAUUAUUAUUUUAUUUUUUUGUUAGUGGCAGCUUUUUGCUUAAUCAUUUUUCAUCACCUGCCGAAGAACGAACAGGACUAGGUUAGAACGAAUGUUUCCCAUCAAAAUUUCAAUUUUUUCAACUAUUUUGUAAGUUCCUCUUAAUUUAUUAAUUAGCAAAAUGAAAUUUGUUAAAUAUUUAACUUGUGUGCGUAUUGUAUGUAAAUAAUAGUUUUUAAUGCUUGUAACCAUGGUAUUUUCAAGUGUGGUCCCCAACUCUUAUACUUUCACUUUUGACAAACAUAUGUAUACAGACAAAUAAUAUUAGUUUGCAAAUAAGGACUUGUGUGGUUGUACAUGUGUAUACACACGUGUACGUAUAUUUAUAUAUAUAUAUGUGUGUGUAUGUGUAUAUAAGUACGUGUGUAUUCAUAAGUAGUUGAAUAUUCAAAUAUAUAUAUAUAUAUGUUUGUACAGCGUGUAUAUUUGAGUGUGUGUGUAUGUAUAUAAACGCAUGUGUAUACAUAUUUAUGGGUUUAUUCAUAUAGCUAUGUAUAUAUACUUACAUUUGUGUUUAUAGUCCAACCCAAUCCAGCAUGGAAAAAUGUACGUUAAAAGAGGAUUAUAUAUGUACACACACAUUCACAAAAUUAUAUAUAUAUACAUACAUACACACACACACACACACACACACUGCACACGAAGGUGAGUCAUUAUUUACAAUGCACUUAAUUUUUUCCCUACUGGCAGGAAGGUUGGUUGUGUGUUUCUCACUAGACGUGGUCUCCCUCAAAUCACUAUGGGUUAGGUUUGAACUGGAAAUACCAGUUAAGUAGUUAUGUUCACCAUGGCCACUUUGCUUUCUGUUUGCUCAAAGAAGAGCAACUUUCAGUGAUCCAUUUUCUGUAGGCUAAGGGUAUAUCAGGGAGUGAAAUCUAGUGAAAACUUUUGGCACAGUAUGAGAACAGUGUGUUGUUGCAACAGACUACAUAAGAAUCAGUUGAAUUCAAAAACGGUUGCACAAGUGUCAUGCAUCAAUGAGAAUCUGGAUGCCUGACCAACUCUCUUGUGAUGACAACAUUGAACUAGCUCAUGACCUAGAGCUACCAGUGAAACUGUUUGCAACUGAUUUGACCUUAGUAAAGUGUAUGCAAGUUGGAUCAUAGAAAUUAAGGAACAGUUAUAAGUGCAUUGUGAAAAUUUAUUGACUCAGUCUUGUGUGUGUGUGUAUAUAUAUAUAUACACGCACACACACACACAUGCAUAUGCAAAUGUGUGUAUGUGAAACAGGUUUUGCACAAAAACAUAUUUCAAUAUAAGUUAACAUUUAGUGUUACAAGGCAGCAAGCUAGCGGAAUUGUUAGCACACUGGACAAAAUGCUUAUUAGCAUUUCUUCUAUUAAUUCAAAUGCUGCCGAUGUCAACUUUGCCUUUCAUCCUUCUGGGCUUGAUAAAAUAAGUACCUGAUUAGCAAUGGGGUCAAUGUAAUCGACUUCUCCCUUCCCUCAAAAUUACCGGCCUUAUGCCAAAAUUAGAAUUUAGAUAGUGUUGAAUGGAUCUUCUCACUGAAAUUGGUCUGUUUUUAUUUAUGAAAGAUUAAACCUUAAAGGACAUUUUCUUCUUCCUUCAUAUUUCUAUAAGAAGUUAGGAUAAAAUUAUAUCUGAAAUUUCUAUUCAAAUUCUUAUGACCAUUAAACAUACUUUCUAUCUGGUUCCAUUCUUCAGUUUGUUCACAGAUGAAUUCUCACAAAAACCAAUCAUUUCUGUAUUUCAUUACAUAAUCUCAAUUCUUUCAACAUAUUUGUUUCUUCUAUUCCUUUAUCAAUUAUAUGUUUAUUUGACAGAUAAAAUAGGUGGUGAUUAUAACAUCUUAACAUUUGAAAUAGUCCUUGUAUUCCUGCUGAAAGUUAUGUCCAUUUUUAAAGAGAUAAGUUUUUUUUUUUUUUUUUUAGUUUUUUUUUUAAACAUAAUUUUCAUUAAAAAGUUGCUUUUGAUUUCAUGGAAAGCAUUUAAAUAUAUGGUUGAAAAAUACAUUACAAAUAUUCUGGUAUGGCAUUACCAUUGUCUUUCAAGUCUAUUCUUAGAAGUGUUUCAUAUAUUUACACAUUUUUUUGUUCAUUCCAAUACACCAGAUUGUAUCGAACAUUGACACAUGUUAAUACAAAAAAUAUUUCUAAUUAUAACUUGAAUAAGACAUCUUACAUUGAUACUGAACUUUAAUGUAAAGUAUACACAUUUAGUCAUUGUAGGAGCCAUGCUUAAUCUCUUAAAUAUAUGCAGUUUUUGCUUGCCUACUAUUUAUUUCAUAUAGAUAUAUGGCUAAAAGUUACCCUCAUCUUACAAGGAUCUGACAGUUUAUUUUCAUCCAUAGUCUAUUAAGAUACAUCUAAAUAUGGCUGGUAAUUCUGAAAUCUGUGAGAAUAAUUAAACACCACACUAAUUAUUGAAGAACACAGCUAUGUUUUCCUUUCAUUUGCAUUGAUUAUAUAUCCAUGAUAUACAAAUAUUCACUCAUAAUAAACAAGAAAUGAAACAAUUUAGCUGAUGAUUUAGGUGAUUUAAUAUUCAUUAAAUAUAUCAAACUAUGUAGAAAAUUGUAUUUUAAUUUACACAAAUUAAUCAUUAAAUUAGUUAUAUGUUACAUCUUCAGUGUUACCAUCCACCAAAAGUUUUUAUCUUUAUACUUACACAAACACACACACACACAUAUAUAUAUAUAUAGAUAUGAAAUGAUCACUUUUUGUUCGAAUAUUUAUAGUCUGAACUCAACAGACUGUAACUGUUGAAAAACCUGGAACUCUAUAGACAUUUUAUUAUGUAUGUGAUAAAUGCUACAUUUUGUUUUUAAUUUUGCUCUUUCACCUAACACAUCUAGUCAUACUUUUCCCUUUAUACAUCAUCACCAUCAUCUUCUAGUUUAUCUAUCUCUUUGAUGUUCACUACUAUUGGAGCUCCUCCUAAUGGCUUUUAUAAAUCCUGAUUUCAAGGAGUUGGUGAUAGCAGACAUAAGAUUUGAGCCUAGUUUACUUUUCUCUGGUUAAAUUUUAAGGUGCUGUUGCCUGCUUUGGACUUGAAGGGUUUAUUUAAAGUUUUGGCAUUUUUAUAUACAUAAUAUUCUAUUAACUCACUAACAUACAGAAAACAAAUUUCCACUUCAUUGUAAAUGUUUCAAACAAUAUUUAUUAUUUUAUCAGAUUAGUUUUCAUGCAAUUCAGUGUAACAUCCUUUAAGUUACACAAUAAGCCUCAUAAUCCUUAAGUUUACAAGUUCUAUUCAUUCAUUAAAAGAGCAUUAACUGUGAUAUUUAUUUCUAAGACUUGGUCUCAUAAACAGUUGCCUUCUUAGACUAGGUAUCUUACAGAUCUUUUUCAUUUGUUAUUUUUUAACUGCUUCACUUUGGUGGGCUAUUGCAUGUACUGUUAAGCGUUUUAAAUCAUUCAGCUUCUCUUAUUUUCUUUUUUCUUUUUAUAGAAGGAAAAAAAUGUGUAAAUGACAUUGAACUGCCAACAUAAUGAAUGAAUAGAUGUUAUUUCUAAAAUUAUGCCUGGGAGAUGUAUAUCCUUUAUAGCAAUUAUAUUGCUAUUAAACAACACUAAAAGUUUUGAGAUUUAAAUUUAUUUGAGAAUCAACAAAAUUUAUCCACCAUUCUACUACAUUGUAAAUAGCCCACACUAAGACAACUUAACUUAUAUACAGAAGCAUUUUCACAUAAUAUCAAAUUACUGCCAAAUUUAUUGACAAAGUCCAAGUUAUCUUCUAUUUUAAAUCACAUUUUGUAAUCACUAAAUUUAAUAUUUGUUGAAUGUGAACACCAAGUACAGAAAUUGACUCCUUAGACAAAAACAAUCUUGGUUUAGUACAUAUAUUCGAUGAAGGAAAGGAAAAAAUAACUAACUUGAUUCUAAAAUGUUUCAUUUUAUAUUUUGUAAAAAUAUUGUAAUUUUUCUUCCAUUUUUUUUUUUUUUCUGUCUUAGUUAAAUUUAUGAGCUGCACUUAUUUCACAAAUGAUUUAAUCUGAGAUUGUAUUGAAAUUAAAAUAAUUGCAUCAUGGAAGAAUGAUACUAACUAUUUAAAAUAUAUACACACUUUUAUAUUUUUCUGUUGUAAUUUUGUAAUAAUAGCAUGUUAAUAAUAUAUGUGUAUUAAUUACAUAUAUAUAUAUAUUAUGUACACUUGCUAUCAUUACAAAAAUAAUAAUGCAGAUGUGAGUAUAACAUGUGCAUGUGUGUUUUAAUCGCUACUAUGAUUCUACAACAAUACUAUUGUGUUGGUUAUACUUAGUUAUAUAGAGAUAUAUGAGUACUUAGUUUAUUUCCUAGAGUCUGUACAUUUGAAGUGGCUGACCACUCUACUGGACAUAGCAUUUCAUUUAAUGUUUGAUGUUUAUCAAGUAUAUAGGUGUCAUUGAGCUACAUCUGAUGUGGAGUAAUAUGUAGUAGAACAUGUGCAAAAUAGAGAACAGAUUUUGUAGCUGUAUGCCAUUGAUGUCAAAUAUAAUACAUUAGGAGAAAGACAGUGAGAGAAAUAAUGAAAAAGUGUAUAUAUAUAUGUAUGUAUAUAUAUAAUCAUAAGCUAAUUAGAUAACUUACAAUUAACAAUUCUAUAUUGACGAAUUAAAAUAUUUAUGAACAUCUACAUUACCCACCAAAAAAAAUCUUUUUUUUUUCAAUGUGUCAAUGUGUAUAUGCAUUUGUACAUAGGUAUAACAUUAUAUAUGUGUGUGUAUAUAUACACAUACACACGUGUGUGUGUGUGUGUACACAUAUAUAUAUGUAUGUAUAAUAUGUUGUUGUAUAUUGUGUUUGUAAUACUUUUAUAUUCAUUUAUAAUACAUUUAUAUGUAUACACAUAAACUAUAUGCAAACAAGUCUACAUAUGUAACCUACAAUUACAUAUACAUGUAUAUAUAUUUAUACAUAAACAUGUGUGUGUAUUCAUAAAAUGUUAGUUUAGUGAGUCAGAUCCUUGUGUUCUCAAGCUUAACAUUUUUCUUAUUUUUUUGUCCGAUUUAAAAAUUACUUUCCUGUUUCUUUGUCUUGAGUGAGUUUGUCCUAAAAACAGUUUCCUGUUUUAUGUUAGGAGUUUAGAAAACAUUUUUUAAUUUUUUUUAUUUAAUUCAUUCUUUAUAAUCUUGUUCUUCACACUUGAUUUCUAAUGUUUUGUGCCAAAGUGUAUGAACUCUUAUUACAGAAGAUGGCAAUAAUUACAGUGCUAUGACAAAUAUAAUUACUUGCUUGUAAUCAAAAUAUACUCAUCAUUUUAUAGUCACUUAAUCUAGGAAGACCAUUCCUGUAUAUAUAUAUAUUUAUAUAUAUAUAUAUAUAUAGGUUUAAUAUAUAACCUAUUAAAUCAUUUAUUAAAUUGUUUUCCUUCAAAUUUUAAAAUUAAAACCAUAAUUAAAAGGCUUGCCAUGACAAUCUUUCUUGGCUGACACUGUUAGAAAUUAUUUAUGGUUCAAUAAAAAUAAUAUAAAUUAUAUCCCUACACACACACACCCACCCACCUUUUCAUAUUUUGUCAAUGUUUGGUUUCUGUUGUUUAAAUUCAUAUAUGCAAAUUAACAUGAUGGUGCAUAUUAUCAUAAAAUUAUAACAAUAUAAUUGUGUCUUCUCUCACAAAAUAAGUUUUAAAUGCUUUUCAAGAUUAUCUCUAAAGCCUUCAUUGCAUUAUAACAAUUAAAUUAUAAGUAUGUUAUUUGUUGAUAAUAUAUCCCUCCUUGUCAUGUUGCUGUUCCCUUUUAAAGAAUUUUAUAAAACAUCAUACUGUUCCAUUUAUGUUUCCUUUUUAAUCAGCAAUGCUUUCUUUCUUGGAAUUUCAAGGCCAACUAUUUCAAUUUUGAGAAGACAGUCUGUUGCUUUCAUUUGUCUUCUAAAUAUAUUUACUGAUGCAAUAAAAAUUCAGGAUAUUUUACAUUUAGUUCAUAUUAAUUAAUCUUGUUCAGCAUUUUGUUAAGAUCUUCACACUACAGAUGUACACACAUUUACUAAUCAUAAAGCUGUUGCUUAUUGCAAGUCUUCAUAUUUUAAUUUGUGCAUCCAACUAACAAUUAAAAAUUGUGAGUUCUUUCAUUUUCUUUAUCUACAUAAGUAAUCUUUGUUGACAUUUGUAUUUAGCCUAUAUAUUCAGAGAAAUACAUAAUGCCUACAUGGUUUUCAUAAAAAAAUAAAACUAGAUAAUAUAUGGAUAUGAGUUUGAUGGAAAGUUUAUUUUUUACAAAAACAAAAGUAUAUUGAAGAUUUUUACCAUUAAAAGAACUUAUCUAUCUACACAGUUACUUUUUUAGAUUUCUUUUAAUAAACAAAUGCCACCUUUUUCUUCUUUUUUUUUUUAAUUCUUAUAUAAGUGUUAAUAACUAUGAAAUAGUCAACUAUAUAAACUUGUUCUGUAGGAUUCUGCUCUAUAAUUGCAUAGAGAUCAAUUACUAAGUAUAGAGAACUCAUGAAAUUUGCCAUAGUAUUUUAUAAUGUAGUUCUAAGUAUUGUAGGUUUCUUUCUAUAAAAUAUUCUCAUGUUUUGUUAUUGUAGCUGGCAAGGUUAUACAAUUUUCUUAAAUACAUUUUUUUUUAUGAGCUAUCAUGAUCUAUGCCUAUUUUUAAGUAUUGAUAUUUGAUUAAAGUAGAAUUUCAAUGUACAUGUUUUUAGAUAUGAUUUUUGUAUUCGAAUACAUUUUUUACAAACUAGAUGAUAAAAUCGUUUUUAAUUAUUAUUUCUAAUUAACUAAAACACAUUAUUUUCUAUUGCAAAUUUUGGGGAAAUGGCAAUGUAAAACUAGUUGUUGCAGUCAUUUGAGAGUGCCUAUCUUGUAAAUAUAUCUCACAGUCAUUACUGAAAAUUUGAAACAUUUGUGUUUAAAAAGGAAAACUAGUAUUUGCUUCUUUGGUAAAUCUCUUUUCUAUGUGGAAAAAAUAUAUCACAGAUUUAAACUACUGUUCUAUGUGCUUCUAUGUAGAACUGCAUUAAUUUUCAUUUUAUUUUAUUUUUAUUUUUAUUCUGUCGUUCAUAAAAUUAUUAAUAUAUGAAGAAUAGCAUGUUUACAACUUUUAAUUUCCAUUUUAUUAUGGCAUAUUUGUAACGACAUAUUUACAUAUAUCAUUAUUUUUAACUCAUUGUUAUUUAUUAACUUUCUGAGAAAAAUAUUUUUUUAUUUCCUUCUGUCACUAUAAUUUUUUUUUUAUUUUGAAAUGUUUUCUACAAGUUCCAUUAAUUCCAUGAAAUUUUGAUUCCAUGUGAAAAGAAAUAACUAUUGAAAACUUUCAUUAUUUCAUUAAGGAACUAAUUUCCCUUCAUUUCCUUAUUGCUUUACCUUUUAACAUUACGACUUAUAAGAGGCUUCAGUAUUUAAUCUGCAUUAAGGAAAUCCUGUGGUUUUAUAUAUGUAAUGAGAAAAAAAAUUAGUUUUAUAUUUAAAAUUUUAUUUCUGCUGUUGGCUGUUUCAUUACAUCUUCAUGCAUAGCAAAAAACAAGCAAACAACAUGUAUUCCUCUGUUAAUUGUUGAUGUGGAAUAUUUGUUGUAUAUCAUCCUUCACAGCAUUUAUAUAGUGAUAUUCUUUAUCUUAGGGCAUAAACAUUAUAUCUAGCAUUUUUAUUUCAUUUCCACUGGUUUCCUUUUAUUUGAAAAAAAAAAAAAAAAAUUCCAAUAAAGUAUGAAGCAUUUUAUGAUUGUAAUGAUUAUAAUUUCUGUGACAAAUUUGUUGGAUUUAAUGAUGGAGGGAAAACAUCUUUUGUUGUUGUGGGAAUAGCUUAUGCACACAAUUCACUAUUAUUAUCUGCUCAAAUAUAUGUUAUAUUCGUAUGCAUUAUGUUUUUUCAAAUAUUUGGUGUGAAUUCUAUGAUAGACAGAAAUGGUAUUAUAUUACGCUUAUAUGCAGGUUGUUUAGAAUAAGGAAAUAUCAAAAAACUUCCAUAAAUUGUUAAAAGUUUUGUCUGACUAUGAACCAAGUGAAUUAAAAUGUGUUGGAAAUAAUAUUUUACUAUUAGAUUCUUGUAUACAUUUAAACAUAUGUACUUUGAAUAUUACAGUUAUUUGUUGAGACUAAUAAUCCAUAGAAUCAAUACAUUAUUUAAGUGCAUUGUUGAUUGUAAUUUCUUUUUCUUCCAAUUUGGUUGAAUUCCAUAUAUCCACAGCUGUUUUAUAAUUAUAUAAUAAUCAGGAAAUUUACUAAUGUUCUUAUUGAAUACUUUUCAAUUUUUAAUUCAAUAUUUAAUUAUUCUUAGAUCAUUAUGGCAUUUUUAUUUGGUUGUGAUAAUGCUAAUCAGAACAUUGUACCAGAAAAAUCAGAUAUAUGUAUGCAUUCAUACACAAUCACACAUCAUAUGACAAAUGUUUUGAAACAACAAGUUGGUACAAAAAUGUUAUUUCACUCUUCAUGUUUUGCAAUGAUAUUUGAUCAAAAAUAUGGUCAAAUCUUCUAGAAAGGGGUUUUCUUUAAAAUCUUUAAUGUACGUCUUCUCAAUUAUAAUGGAUAUACCCAGGUCUGCCAAAUCACUCUACCAUUUGAACUCUAACAAAAUAUCCCAUAAAUAUUGCUUGAAUGAUAAAUUAAUUUGAGACACUUUUUUAUAUUUGAUCUCUAUUGUAAAUAUCUGUUGGUCAUAUUUGUCUGUUGCUAGGGAAAUAAUAGAUAUUUAGAUAACUUUUAAUAUUCAAAUAUCAAGUGUUCAUAAAAGUAUUUCAUCUUAUUUUAACAAUAACUUCAAGAAGUAUAAAAUCUUUUCAUAAUCUAAAGCAAGGAAUAUGACUGUCAUGUAUACUAUUUGAGUAUUGAUCACAUUGUUAUGAAGUGAUUCAAAUUUAAUUUGGACAAAUGUUGAACUCCUUACUAGCACUAAAGAACCUGCUAUAGAGUUCUUUGCUUUCACCAGUUCUUUCUACUUUAAUGUCCUCAGGAAUUUGGAUCAUCAUCACCUCAUAUUGUUAACCACAUAAUCGUUAUCAUAAUCCAGCAAUACUCUUAUGGUCAUGUGAUGUUGUCACUAACGCUUUGGGAUUGAAAGUUUCAAAACAGCUCUUAGAGGCUAUAUAUGGCUUGGAAUAUCCCAAAAGUAUUUUGUUAUGUCAUCCACUGUACCUAAGGUUUUAUGUAUUUCUUCAGUUAUUGCAAAAUUGUCAUCAAUACUUACUUCUAUGGAAUUAAUUCCCGAAAACCUGAUUAAUUCCAUAUUGAAGUAAAUUUUUAUCUUUAAAAAAAAGUCAAAAAGAAUGCUAUUAUCUAUUCGAAAUAUAAUUAUCAAAGAGUUUGUUUUAAAACAAAGAAACAAAAAAUGGAUCCAAACUAAUGCCAGUGCAACAUCUUUUUUGUUAAUUUUACUGAAUAUAAAUUAUUUUCAAAAUAGUUAAUAGAUUUCUCAGUUGUCAUUUGUUUUUUGUUUGUUUGUUUUUUUAUUUUUAUUUUUUUUACAUGCCUAUUCAUCAGAAAAGAGGGGCCGGCAUUGUCUUAUUGUUUUAAGAACGACUUUGUUGUUACUCUUUGUAACUUUUUCAAAGGGAAGUUGAUAUAAAUCGAAAUUUUAUAAUUCUGGAAGGAAAUGGGUUUGCUCUCUUUCACACACUCACACAUACAAACAUAUGCACAUAAUUGAAAAUAUUCUAUAAAAUUCAACUUUUCUCAUUUAUUACAUUAAAUAUAUUUUGUUUAUAAAAUUUCCAAGAUUUUUUUUUUCUUUUUUUUUCUACAAACACAUAACAUUAUUCUUGUUAUUCAAACAUUUUGAACUUUACACAAUUUGGUUUUCAUUUGUUAGUAUUUUAUUUUAACCGUCCCAUUACAGAAAUCACAUAACCACAUUUUAAGCCUGGAUAACAGUUUUGUCGUGUUUUCGAUACCCUCAGAUAUUUGCUUUGAUGCUGUUUAUAGGAUAGUUUAAUGCAGAUAAUACUGAAUCUAGAAACUCAGCUUCUUAGGUGAUAAUUACUAUUCUCAAUCAUGAGAGCAAACUGACGAUUAUUAGAAUUCAAACAAACCAUAGUUUACUUUUAAGUAUUGGCAAGCGGUGACAUAAUUCUUAAAUAUGUAUCUCCUAAGUGUUUAGUGAUUUUAAUAUAAUGAAAGUAAAGUGAAAGAAAUUUCGAUAUUGCAUGUAUUGUUUGUGCCUAUGAAUAUUUCUUUCCUUUCAUAUAAAAAAAAUCAUUUUAACUUUCCCUCUACAUUAGCAAAAUGAGAUAUGUGUGAUGGAGAGAGAGAGAAAGAUGCAGGUACCAUAGACCAGAUCAUAUUACUCUCUUUUUCUAAAGAAAUGUUUUUGAUACUUGUCAUCCAUCAACUGAUAAAAUUAGUUUGAUAUAUAUCUACUUACUUUUAUGUUAUAAACUUUUAGCAAAACCAUUUGAUUUAUUAUAUGAAAGGAGUGAUUGAAUUGAAUCCACUUUCAAUAGAUACAUUUAUUAUUGACUGUUGAUCAAUAAGAACGCAAGUGUAAUCCUGACCUUAUCAAUUAAAGUCAUUGGAUCAGUCUCAUUUGAAUAUUGGUUUCUUUUAUGUAUUCAUUAUGUAUAGAGUAUCUGAAAUUGCAUCAGAUCUUCAUCAUAACUGGACUACUAAAGCUAAGUGUUUCUAUAGAUUUAAUUUGAGGAGAAUUGUCAGUUAUGUUAAUUCUGAUGCAAUUUUUAGGCCUUGGUUAAUGUUGUUUAAAUAUCUAGCAUAUGUAAUCAGGAUCCUUUUCUAAAGUGAAUGUUAAUGAAAAAGGCAUGGAAACAAAUCUGUGCUUGUAAGGUUGUAAAGCUUUUUCUCGCAUAAUUAUUGAAAUAGACUGGCAUUUAUUAAUCAGGUUGGAAAAAUUGACAGUUUGCACAUACAGCACUACUAUCAUCAUUCUUUCCAUCCAGAAUAUUAGGUACCGCUGUUUUGCCAUUUGUUUACCAGAAUUCUUGUUUCUCUGUCUGUUCCAUUAUCUCAGAAAACGCUAAAACUAGGCAGUUUAAAUCUUUUUAUGAAAUGAUUACUGAAUAAAGUGGGGUGGUAGAUUGCAGAAUUAUUUGAAGUCCACAGUAUUACUCUUACUGUUUUAUUUGCUAAUCAAACUAGAUGAUGUAUCAAAAGAAAUAAAAAUAUUCCUUCUGAUAGUGGUAGCUACAAAAGGGUUAAUUAAUAGUGGGAAAUACUAACUGUAUUAUGUAAAAAAAUUAUAUUUUUAUCAUAUAUUCUUAAAAGAGAAUGGUAAGGGAAUCACAUCACAGCCCAACUUGUAAAAAUAUAUAAGCAACCCUAAAUGACUAGAAAUUUACAAGAAAAAAAAGAUUGGUUAAAACCCAUCUUUUAUUUUUAUCAGUUUUUUUUUUUAAGUUUGCAUUUUGACAAUUUUUUUUUUUCUUUGUUUAAUGUCCUCAAAAAUAAUAUUCCUACACUUUGUACAACACAAAAUUUCAGUCUAAAAUCUGCUUUCAUUUUGAUGCUUUUGGCAGUAUUUUUUGUUUGUAAACUACUUCUCACAAUAAUUAUUUUUAUUUAUUUAAUGAAUUUAUCUUUCAUUCUACUUUAUAUAAUAUUUUAAUUUUGAUAUGCAUUUAGCAGAUUUUUAUCAGGUUUCAUAUUUUCUUUGAGUCGGUUAUAUUUUUGUUGGCUUCCAUGAGGAAAUGCAGGGUGUCUUUUUUUUUUCCGCCUUCCCCCCAUUUUGUCUUUGGCUCUCGUUCUCAUUUAGGGAAACAUGCUAGUUAAAGACAACAAAAUACUUUACUGAAGGACAUAAUCCAAUAGCUGCAGUGGAAUGUUAAUUUUCACUAUUACUUCAGCUAAUCAAUCAUCAGAAAUUUGCAUUUUUUUUUUUUUUUUUUUUAAUAGAAAAAACUCCCUGAACCAAGACUAUUUUAUACAUUCUGAAAACACUUUUCCCUUCAGUUUCAUAUGUGUAUGAGCAUUCACCAUCAUCCUUUUCAAGAUAAAAAUUGUGUUAAUGCUUCAUGCGUGUAUGUGAGGUUGUGUGUGUAUAUGUGUAUAUAUACUUAUAUGUAUAUAUACACACAUAUAUAUGAAUGCGCAUCAGUUAUAUAAUGAUUGAAUCUUAAUAUCAUUCAUAUAGUUAUAUAUCAACUUGUGUUAAAAAAAUGUUCCUCAAUUUGCUAACGAGUUAUUAUGCAGAAGAUGAAGCAGUUCUGUUUACACUUUAGUUUAUUUCACAAUAAUGAGGUUUUCAACCUUUUUCUGUUUUUGUUUUUUUUUUUUACCUCUUCAAUAUUUUCAAUUGAACCAUUUACAACAUGCACUUGGAUUGUUUUUCCAUUUCCUUCCAGAUAUCUCUUGUUUACAGGAUAAAGUAUUGUUGUCUUAUUGUUAUGUUCACUUAAGACUAAUAUUUUGAAACAUUAAAAAAGGUAAAUAUUC
This is a messenger RNA of Octopus bimaculoides (California two-spot octopus), 15224 nucleotides long. Its product is annotated as RNA-binding protein Pasilla. The record is from RefSeq and is a predicted model, not a curated record. Gene Ontology annotation, molecular function: RNA binding. Lineage: Eukaryota; Metazoa; Mollusca; Cephalopoda; Octopoda; Octopodidae.